ACUAAAAACCCUAACUUUUUUCUCUCUCUCUCUCUCCAAUCUAGUUUAUCGUUUCAUUUCUACUAAAGGACUAUUCACGGAUCCAUCACACCGAUGAAAAGCUUGCAUGUGGCGGCUAACGGCGGAGAUCUGGCUGAGGAUUGUGGAAUACUAGCCGGAGAUGCUGAUGAUACUGUUUUGAUGGAUGGAAUGGAUGAAGUUGGGAGAGAGAUCUGGUUAGAUGACCAUGGAGGAGAUCAUAAUCAUGUUCAUGGUCAUGAAGAUGAUGAUUUGAUUGUUCAUCAUGACCCUUCAAUGUUCUAUGGAGAUCUCCCAACGCUUCCUGAUUUCCCAUGCAUGUCGUCAUCAUCAUCGUCUUCAACAUCUCCAGCUCCUGUCAACGCAAUCGUCUCCUCAGCCUCUUCUUCUUCGGCAGCUUCAUCCUCCACUUCCUCAGCUGCUUCUUGGGCCAUAUUGAGAUCAGAUGGAGAAGAUCCGACUCCAAACCAAAACCAAUACGCAUCAGGUAACUGUGACGACUCUUCUGGUGCAUUGCAGUCCACAGGUUCCAUGGAGAUUCCAUUAGACAAUAGUCAAGGCUUUGGUUGUGGCGAAGGCGGUGGUGAUUGCAUUGAUAUGAUGGAGACUUUCGGGUACAUGGAUCUACUUGAUAGCAACGAGUUCUUUGAUACCUCAGCUAUCUUCAGCCAAGACGACGACACGCAAAACCCUAACUUGAUGGACCAAACACUCGAGAGACAACAAGACCAGGUUGUUGUUCCGAUGUUGGAGAAUAAUAGUGGUGGAGACAUGCAAAUGAUGAAUUCUUCCUUGGAACAAGACGAUGAUCUAGCUACUGUGUUCUUGGAGUGGCUUAAGAACAACAAGGAGACUGUGUCGGCUGAGGAUUUGAGGAAAGUGAAGAUAAAGAAAGCGACGAUAGAGUCAGCGGCGAGAAGGCUAGGCGGUGGUAAAGAAGCGAUGAAGCAGCUUUUGAAGCUGAUUCUUGAAUGGGUCCAAACGAAUCACUUACAAAGAAGACGCACCACCACCACCACCAACAACAACAACAACAACUUCUCUUAUCAACAAUCAUUCCAACAAGAUCCAUUUCAAAACCCUAACCCUAAUAACAACAACCUAAUCCCACCGUCUGAUCAAACCUGUUUCUCACCUUCCACAUGGGUUCCUCCACCACCACCACAACAAGCUUUUGUCUCCGACCCGGGUUUUGGAUACAUGCCUGCUCCAAACUAUCCACCACCGGGAGAGUUCCUUCCUUUACUUGAAUCUCCACCGUCAUGGCCACCACCACCACCACCACCACAGUCUGGUCCUAUGCCACAUCAACAAUUCGCCAUGCCACCAAACACGCAGUAUAAUCAAUUUGGAGAGCCAACAGGUUUCACAGGAUACAACAUGAAUCCGUACCAAUAUCCUUAUGUUCCUGCAGGACAAGUGAGAGACCAGAGAUUGCUACGUUUAUGUUCCUCAGCAACUAAAGAGGCAAGAAAGAAACGGAUGGCUAGACAAAGGAGGUUCUUGUCUCACCACCACAGACAUAACAACAACAACAAUAAUCAGCAGAGCCAGACCCAAAUCGGAGAGACCUGUGCCGCCGUGGCUCCACAACUUAACACCGUAGCCACAACCGCCACCGGAGGGACCUGGAUGUAUUGGCCUAAUGUUCCGGCUGUACCGCCGCCUCAAUUACCGCCGGCAAUGGAGACUCAAUUACCAACCAUGGACCGAGCUGGCUCUGCUUCUGCUAUGCCACGUCAGCAGGUGGUACCAGAUCGUCGGCAGGGAUGGAAACCAGAAAAGAAUUUGCGGUUUCUCUUGCAGAAAGUCUUGAAGCAAAGCGACGUGGGUAACCUCGGAAGGAUCGUCUUGCCAAAAAAAGAAGCUGAGACACACUUACCGGAGCUAGAGGCAAGAGAUGGCAUCUCUCUGGCCAUGGAAGACAUCGGAACCUCUCGUGUUUGGAACAUGCGCUACAGGUUUUGGCCUAACAACAAAAGCAGGAUGUAUCUCCUCGAGAACACCGGCGAUUUUGUGAAAACUAAUGGGCUCCAAGAAGGUGAUUUCAUAGUCAUAUACUCCGACGUCAAGUGUGGCAAAUAUUUGAUACGUGGUGUUAAAGUAAGACAACCGACGGGACAAAAGCCGGAGGCUCCGCCGUCAUCAGCAGCCGCCACGAAGAGACAAAACAAGUCGCAGAGGAACAUUAACAAUAACUCUCCGUCGGCGAAUGUGGUGGUCGCUUCACCAACUUCUCAAACUGAUAUUGUAGAGAUGAUUAAUUCUGGAAAUGGUGUUUGUGUUAUAUUUCUGGAGAGAUGAUUAUAUAGUUCUUUUGUUGUUGUAAUUUGUUUAUAUUACGUAUGAGGCUCAUUUCUUGAGUUGAGCUUACAUAUCGUUUAUGAUGUGAAUGUUUCGUGCGAAUAUAUGUUUAUAUGGAUA
Messenger RNA from Arabidopsis arenosa, 2442 nucleotides. NCBI's taxonomy places the organism in Eukaryota, Viridiplantae, Streptophyta, Magnoliopsida, Brassicales, Brassicaceae. The record is from the annotation of a GenBank genome assembly.